Messenger RNA from Mesitornis unicolor (brown roatelo), 1218 nucleotides. It is a transcript of the gene RHCE, whose product is annotated as Rh blood group, CcEe antigens. The transcript has 10 exons. Bases 1 to 1218 code for a protein of 405 amino acids. Gene Ontology annotation, biological process: ammonium transmembrane transport; ammonium homeostasis. The record is from RefSeq and is a predicted model, not a curated record. NCBI's taxonomy places the organism in Eukaryota, Metazoa, Chordata, Aves, Mesitornithiformes, Mesitornithidae. Gene Ontology annotation, molecular function: ammonium channel activity. Gene Ontology annotation, cellular component: plasma membrane.
AUGCCUGCUAAUUACCGCAACUUCCGAAAAAACGUGCCGUGCCUCAUCCUUCUUCUGGAAGCUGUUUUCAUCGGCCUUAUAUUUUUUUUCUCCGACGAUGGUGCAUCCAGAUCAGACCUCUCCUACCCAGCUUUUCAAGAUGUCAACCACAUGGUCAUUUUUGGAUUUGGCUUCUUCCUGACCUUCCUGAAAAGAUACGGGUUUAGCAGCAUUGGAUUCAACCUCCUGAUCGUUGGACUUGGUGUCCAAUGCUCCGUGCUGAUUGAAGGUUUAGAAGCUUUACUUCUUCAAAGGGCAAAGGAAGAUGGUCUGAAAAGAAUAACAAGGGCUGCUGUGAGCAUGACUGCUGUGGUCAUCUCCACUGGAGCUGUUCUUGGGAAGACUAAUUCUAUGCAAUUAAUUCUGAUGACAGUUGUGGAGAUAAUAGUUUUCUGCCUGAGCAGAAGUCUCAACACCACAUUCCUGCAGAUUGCAGACGAUGUCAGCAUGAUGCAUGUGCACCUGUUUGGAGCCUACUUUGGUCUGGCAGUCGCCUCGCGCUUCUCUGAGCCAUCACCGAAGUCUGAGAAGAACACGAGUACCGUGAAGUCGGAUUUAUGGUCAAUGCUGGGCACUCUCUUCCUCUGGGUGUUCUGGCCAAGCUUCAAUUCUAUACUCGUGGAGAACAGGAGGAAAGCCAUCUACAACACCUACUUCGCCCUUGCAGCGAGUGCUGUAACUGCCUUCAUGCUGUCUGUUCUGACCACAAAGGAUGGGAAAUUCAGAAUGACUCAUAUCCACAGUGCAGUACUAGCUGGUGGGGUCACUGUUGGUUAUGCAGCACAGAGCAUCGACUAUCCUUGGAUUGCAAUGAUUUUGGGUCUGCUUGCCAGUGUGAUAACCAUAUUAGGAUCUUACUGUUUACAGAGGUGCUUGAAUCCUGCUCUCAAGAUUCAUGAUUCCUCUGGAGUUCAUUUCACUUUUGGCUUGCCUGCUGUGCUUGGAGCUCUUGCCCAGAUCAUUCUGUUAAUAAUAAAAAACUGGACUGAUUUAUCAAGUCUGGGUUAUUUGGUCAUGACUAACGUUGGUGCCUUCUGCCUGACCGUCAGUGUUGCUGUGACAACAGGUUUUUUUACAGGUUCCAUCUUAAACCUCAAAGUGUUCAAGACCACCCCUGUAUCAAAGUACUUCGAUGACCAGUUUUAUUGCGAGUUUCCCCAUUUGGCUGUUGGAUUUUGA